This is a messenger RNA of Asterias rubens (European starfish), 8718 nucleotides long. Its product is annotated as probable serine/threonine-protein kinase nek3. The coding region runs from base 1 to 2916 and encodes 971 amino acids. The record is from RefSeq and is a predicted model, not a curated record. Lineage: Eukaryota; Metazoa; Echinodermata; Asteroidea; Forcipulatida; Asteriidae. The transcript is spliced from 6 exons. Gene Ontology annotation, biological process: protein dephosphorylation; negative regulation of MAPK cascade. Gene Ontology annotation, cellular component: cytoplasm. Gene Ontology annotation, molecular function: MAP kinase tyrosine/serine/threonine phosphatase activity; protein tyrosine/threonine phosphatase activity.
AUGACUGUCCGCUUACUCACCCUGGCCAUGGCACCAGUCUCCAACGAGUUUCCGAACACAUCGGCUGGAAUUUGCUGGAAACAGUCCAUGGUGUGUGGUCUCCCCGUUGUUGCCAGUUCUUAUAUUUUCGACGACCAACGCUGUGGAAUUAUUUAUUUGUGGAGAAGGGAUUUGUUGCUUGGAAUUGGUGGACUGAGUCAAUUUAAGCUGUCAAUCCAAGAACUUUUGUCAACCUCUUGUAAAGGGGAGGCAGCCGACGCAACGUGUGAUGUCAUAGUUUACGACCAGAGCACGCAAGACGUCAGCCGAUUAUCGCCGGACAGCUUUGUAGUUGUACUUCUCAGCAAACUGGCGGAAACAUUCAACAGCGUGUCAAUGUUGUCAGGGGGAUAUAACGCCUUUAAGACGUCUUUCCCGUACCUGUGCGAGUCUCAGGACCAAACACAAUGCACGAUGCGUGGCCCGACCUUAUCGCAACCCUGCCUUCCCGUUGCCAAAGUGGGACCAACCCGUGUGCUCAACUACCUCUAUGUCGGCUCCCAGCAGGAUGUCUUGAACGAAGACAUCAUGAGAGCCAAUGGCAUCAACUACGUGUUGAAUGUCAGUAAGACGUGCCCAUCGCCAACGCAUAUCGCGCCGGGACACUUCCAUCGGAUACCGGUCAGGGACAACUACGGGGAGAAGUUGCUGCCGUGGUUUGAGGAUGCCAUGAACUUCAUCGAAAAAGUGCGUUCCGACAAUGGCUGUGUGAUCAUCCAUUGCUUAGCUGGUAUAUCAAGAUCACCAACGGUUGCCAUCGCGUACAUCAUGAAGCAUCUAAACAUGAAUGUCGACGACGCCUACAAGUAUGUCAAGGAGAAGCGCCAGUCCAUCUCACCGAAUUUCAAUUUCCUCGGCCAACUUCUUGAGUUUGAGAAACGGAUUCAUGGGGAAAACCCAACCCCCUCAUCGUCGUCAGAUUCGUCAAAGACAACAACAACAAAUAGCCAGUCUACCUCUGCUACAAAGCCAGCAUCAUCACUUCAAAUGCAAUCUCCAGCCGAUGUCAAGUCACCCUCGACUUCAGCAGCCACUCCAACUGUCCGGAUUUCCAAGCCGGACGCGCCGUUUCCGGCACCAAUCCUUUUGACAGAGGAAUCGCAACCGGUCGUCGCGGAACCCACAACCCCUCUAAGUGCCGAACCAAGAACUUACAAGAGAUCUAUCAGCCGGCAGAAAGAAGGAGAAGUAGCGAUUCCAGCCGGAGUUCAAAGUCCAAAGUUUAAUAGAACAAGAACAAUUCCUAGACCGAGCGGGCUGGAUGUCAGGGUCUCCAAAAUCGGGCCGAUCUUUCUCGGCUCGCCACCUUUGUCCGACUCCAAGAAGCCACGAUCUGGUCAUAAUAGUCCUAGUGGCCUUUUAGAUCAACUAGCCUGGGGGACGAGUCACCUCAGCGUCAACUCGCCAGAAGUUCGUCUGAAGAAUCCGUUUGUGGAGGCCUGUGCGAGACUAGCCGAGUGCCGGGCACGGGAAGAAGCAGAAACCGGAGCCCAGAAUAAAGUCCCAACGAGCCAAAAAUGUCAAACCAAAGCUGACUCGACACCUACAGUCAGUGAGGAGCCUGUUAACGUUCCCGUUGAACCACUUAAAAGUGACACUCAAGGACCUGCUGCAAGUAUCCUUCAAUCCCAAAAAGCUGAAUCGCACAAGUCGGCAGCGAGUAUCCUACAGUCUAAGAACAAUGAAAUGCAAGAGCGAGCUUCUGCUUACCUACCAAAUAGUUCCAAUUCCAGAGGGACUGUCACCUCAACGACAGCUCCAAAGAAGGAGGACCAGAAGAAAUGCAUGGAUGUGAAGCGAUUGGGCAACAACAGCAAGUCAGAUUGUAGAAUCAAGAGCAAGGGAAGGUGUAAGUCUCCCCGUGCUGGCAGCCCAAGACCAUCACAAACCUCUCCAAAACAUACUCAUGCGGGCAAGUUGCAGGUCAACGUCAAGCCAGGCAAAGAGUCACUCCAGAUCAAGACCAAAAAGGUGCCCUCACCCAGUGAAACAUCCGUUGGCUUUCAGUUCGGCCGGACACGGGUUGGGAAAUUUGUGGACGCCGUACUUCCAAACACAGGGACCAAAUGCAAGACGGGUAAAGCCAAGACCAAGGAAUUACCACAGCUUAUGGUGGCUAAGAGAGUUCAUGUGCAACUCGAGACACCAAGCCAACUCUCGCAAACAACCACAAGUAAGACAGUCUCACCGAACGAUUCUCUGAAUCCGUUCUUCUCUCGACAGAUCAGUUCCCAGUCUCAGAGUAGCGACAAUAGUUCAGGUAUAUCACCAUCAUGUGAGAGUGAAUCUGGAUCGCUGGCUGAGAGCAGCCCGUGUAGUGCAGGAAUCUCUCCAAACUCCCCGGGCCAAUCACCAAAUCUAUUUGAUAGUCUUGGAAAACUAGUUCGCACUCCGCUACUCGAGGUGAAAUCCUGUCCAACCUUCUCUACCAUAGCAGAGACGGAGAGUUCGCAAUCAUCCAUGCCGUCAUCCGCGCCGUCGAUAGAAGAAUGCAAAACCAAUGUGUGGCAGAGGCGGAAGGAUUGUGGCUACAGCUGCGAAGAGCCGCCAAGACCGGAUCCCACGCCCUUAGACAGAUUAAGCGGAUAUACCUCAAAACGUAGUUACAUCAUCGCCGAUCACACAGACUGUGAACGCAACGACAUGCGAUGUAAUCGUAAAACACCCAUGGUGGUCGCUGGCCGCAGCGCAUCCUGCGAGGAAAUCAGCUCUUGCGCUCGGGAGGCGGUGUCCGAAAUCGUCGUCAGACCGAGGAGAGAGAUCAUUGAGCUGAGUAGCUACGGAGGUAUGGAUGGGGACGAGGAUGAUUACGACAGUCGAUCGUUGAGUAGUCAACGCUCAUUGAGUAGUAGCUGUGAAAUGAUCGAGGUAUCAUGACCUCAUUUGACCUCUCAUGGUUUAAUAUAACAAAAAAGGGUAUAAUGAUAACACUGAAAUAUCCCGUAACUAGAUUCAAUGAAAUAAGCUUAACAAAAUGAGAGGAUGUUUUCAUGAUGUUUUCUUUUUUUUUUAAUCAAAGUUUCUCCCGAUUUUGCAAUCAGAGGUUUCAUACCAGUUUGCAACUGGGUUUCAUCCUAGUUUGCAUUUGAGGUUUAAUUCCUGUUUGCAAUUGAAGUUUUAUCUGAGUUUGCAGAUUCGGUUCAAUUCAAGGUUGCAAACGAGGGUUAUCCGAGAUUGCAAUUGUGGUUGCAAACGAGGUUUCAACAAAAUCUCUGUCAAAUUUCGUCAAUGAUUGAUUUUUGGGCAGAGUAAUUUUGAGUUUAUUUUAGAGGUUGUUGUGACUUAAGUUUAGCUUUUGGUUUUCUUAUUCAUCAACUCAUGAAUGUGCAACAGAGAUGUGAUUUAGUUUGUAGGAAAGUGAGGAUAUCUUCAAUUUAUAGCGAGAAAGUGACCAGACGUCAUUUAUUUAGUUCCUAUACAGUACAAUAUCUGUGCUUUCUGUUUGACAGAAAAAUUGAAGAAGUAUUUUUCCUGUAUUUAUGUAUAUUUUACACAAAUUAUUUGUAUAUAACGACAAGCCAAAGUGGCGCUUAUAUGUCUUGUAUAUUGUUAUAAUUAUUAUCUUGAAUUGUUACUGUGGCAUAUAUCAGUAACUCUUUUUAGUAUCAUAUUGUUUAACGGACACGGACUAUUUUGGAAGUAGAUUUACGGUGGUGGAGAGGAGUUAAUGGGAUAGUUUAUCACACGGAAGACAAUGCAAAAAAAUACAAGUAGCUUUACAAUUCAGAAUUUUCCUUUGAUUUCAACUUAACAACUCUUUACUUUUGUAGAAUGUAGUUGGGAUUAUUAACAACUGUGACAAAGAUAAUGUAUAAACUUACAUUUUUUAUUUAUUUGACGUCGUAUCACCCCCGCUUUACUAAUGGAUUAUUCCGCUGUCUUGAUGAAAAAGCGACCGAUAUUCCACCUUCUGAAGGGUGAAUGCGUAGAGGCACACACUUGUAAACAGUACACUUUUCAAAACUUUAACAAUGAUUCCAGCCUUUAUGCCACCCUUGAAUGAAUGGAAUAACCUUUGUUUUUUUAGAGCGACAUGGAGUCAACCAUUUGUAUAUGCGGGGGAAGAUGUGUUUCCCUUUUUGUUUUUUUGAACCACCCCCUCCCCUUUAAUUCACCCAUCAACAUUUUGUAUUUAAAAUUGGUGUCUAGAUAAAGAGUGCGAUCUUUUGUUGUAUACUUUGUCGUAUUCUGACGUAUACUCUCUUUCGGUGAUUUUUUGUGUGGCGUAUGGAAUACUUGUGAACAAGUCCUUUGAAAAGUGAUUUUUUAACUACCUCCGGAUGUUGUAGAGAUUGACUUUAUAAUAUUUUUAUCUUCAUAAGUGUCUUGUGUUAGAGAAAAGAAGAAGAAGAAAAAAGCCGUAGUGAAAAACGGUGCGAGAGACUUUUAUUAGACUGAGCAGUGUGGACAAUCUUAUCUAUUUAGAAUCUAUGAACUAGUCAUUGAACUUUCUCUAUUUUUGGAUGUACCCAUCGUGUAUAAAACAAAAUGUCACGAAUUCACUUUUGUAGAAAAACGUCUGCAUAUUCCAGAAGUAACCAUUUUAACAUGUGUUUUGUGAUGCAAGGUAAACUAGAUAGUGCUAAGAACUUCCACUUAAUGUCAAUCAUAGUAAUAAAACAACACCCAAAUCGUAAAUAUGAAUAGUUCAUCAGUAGAUUUAAAUAUUGUUAACAUUUUUACCUACAAUUUAGUGAAAUAAAAUCACUAUUUUUCUGUUCAUCCGUUUUAGAAAAAGAAUAAGUUGUCUCACUUUGACAGUGUUUUGUUGUGUCGUAUUUAAUGGAUAGUAAAACAACUCUGAAUGAAAGAUAACAAAAAAUUGCAUAAUGGUGGAACCCACUUAUAUUUUUCUAUCUAUUAAACCGGAAUUUCUGUUGUUGAAAAUAUUUUAUGGGAAUGACAUUGGUAUACACUCAUGCUUCAACAAUGUUUCAGGAUGUUGUGCAUACUCAACAAUGACAGUAUCGUGCGAUUACUUAAUGCACCUCAGGACAUCUGCAAGUUAAAUCUGCCUUCUUAAUUCAAUUCUACCUGCAUACUCCUCCAUGGCACACAGAUGCACUUACACCCUCGUACUUGUGAAAGAAGAAAAAACUUGACCUGUAAAUUUAACCUUCUUGACACCUCCAAAAAAGGGGAUACAUUUGUGGUCAAAUCCUCACUUAAGUGUUCAGAGAUGAGUGACAUGUCUUAAAAAUGUGAGUGACAGUUGUCCUCAUCCGCAACUACUUUUACCACAGACCUUGUGUGGCAAAACCUAAGAGUCAUUCCAAACCCAUGGAUUGAGAUAUCUUGUCUCGAAAUUGAAAAACAGGGAGUAAUUUUUGUGUUUUGUUUGUAUUGUUGAAGCAAUUGUUUUAGAGUCCCUUUCAAACAGUUGGCACUUCUUGGUUUGGUUUUAUUCCUCUCAAUUUUAAUACAAAAUGAGAUAUAGACAUGUCAUAAAUGCAUAACCAGGAUGGGUAUUAUAGAACUGUCUCCCAAUGCAGUUGUUAAAUGAGUACAAUAUUGAUGCAGCAAUUGCUGCGAAAACCUAAUCCAGAUGUUUCGGAAAUCUCCCCAGUUGAAACAAAAAACCAAACACAACCUGUACUGAGUAAGAAGAAGAAGAAAAAAAAAGAGAAAAUUUAAUGCACGAGGCCAAGUGGGAUCUGUUUAAGGGAAAUGGGUCAGAAUGCCUUGUGGAAACAAACUUAAGAAGAGAGGUAGCGAGGGGUGAAAAAUUAUCCGUAAUGCAGGUCGGAAGUGAUGUGUCCUAUGCAGGCAAAUCCUCUUACAUGUAAGAUGACUCAUCGCAGUUUAUGUGUGCUUCUUUAUUGUGUGGUCAUUCCGUGGACACGGGCUUGUUCUAUACUGUCAUGAGAGUUUCUGACAAGUUCAGGGAUUGAUCAAGUCCUUUUCCAAAAAUAUUUGAUUUUUUUUUUGAUUUUUUUUUUGCAGGGGGGGGGGGGGUUAGUUAUCUCAGUUCCUUCUUUGUGAAGUAAGCUUUGCAUUUUGUCUUUCCGUACAAGUUAUAUCUUCAUCGUCUUUGUUGAUUUGUUGACGUUAACAGCGAAUUGAAAAUAAGCAUUGUCGAAUGGUUUAAUAAGUACAUGUGUUUGUUUCGCUUAGGACAAAGUGGCAACUGCUUUGUUUGCGAGAAUGUAGAAUGGGUUUUAUCCGGUGUGUAUCAGAGAAACUGUAAAUUACUGUAAAUUUCUAUAAACUACAAAAUUUACUGCAUUGAUUCCUGUUAUUUCAUGAUUUGAAUGAGAUAGAAAAUCAAAGAUUAAUGGGCUAAAGAUUGUAUGGAAAUCUCUCAAAAAUGUUUGGUGCUUAGUAUAUUUUUGUGCCUUGAGAAUAAGACUAGCCACAGAAAUUUAUGAUGUGUUAUUUAAACAAACAGUUGUUUUUGAUGUUAAACUAUUACAGUGUAUGUUGUGCCAAAUUGGUUUUAUAGUUCACCAUUAAACCGGUUCUUAGUUAUUCAAAAGAUGUAUUGGUUGAACUGUUAACUUGUGUUAAACUGUUAACUUGGUAAGAACAUCCAAUGUUAGUCAACUACCUCCAUGGUCAAUGGAACCUUUCGAAGUUAUGCAUCUAACCAGUUUAUGGUUGAAAACGUCAACAGUUAAACUGAUUAGCAUAUUUCCAAAGCUUCUCAAGAUGUUUUCAUUCUUCGGUUUGACCUUUGUGUUUAACCAGUUAAUAGUUAAACCGAUAACUUGGUUCAAGAUCUAAUUCACAGUUAACUGGUUGUACUAUUGCUGUCAGUAAUUCAGUUUUGAUGUUUGUUUUAAAUGGUUUUGCAAGAUACGUAUUGGAUUAGGCCAACUUUAUUGUUUCCUUUAUAGGGCAUCCAUAUUCAAGAUGAUAUCUCACUCAAGACAGGAUGGUUAUUAAGUCAUUUAAUUAUUCAGUCAUAAUGUGACCAAGUCUUAUAUCAGAAUACCUGUUUACAAACAAGAAAAUAUUUUUCAAAAGUGUUUUUGCAAAAUUGAGUUUUAAACUCACCCAGCUUGCUUAAGAUCUCAAUUUCUGCUCAGUAAGACUUGCUUAAAACUGUAAGCAUUAAGCUAUCGAUAUUUCCCUCAUUCAACACUUAGACUGUCAGGUACCAUACAAUCAUAUCAUGGGAUUGACAUAGAAGAUAUGUCAUAAUGUAAUUCAGUCUUGGCAUAUUAUUAUGUCGGACUGUGACCAUUUGCACUUUCCGGCACGAUGCUAUAUUUCCACUUCACCACCGUGAAGUCGUGUAUUUGAUACUUCAACAAGGAACAAUUAAAUAAAUGUGAACAAAAAAAAACCUUCGUAACCAUGUCACACUAAGUGAGUUCAAAUCACUAGGGCCAAAUUUCACAAAGCUGUUAAUCAGAAAAUACUGCUUAGCAAAUUUCUGCUAAGCAAAAAUUACAUUGGGCACCAGUUGCAUCAUUCCUCAUGGAUUUUGGCUGGUAACCAGUUUCUGUUAAGCAAGAUUUUUCUGUGCUUAGUUUUAAUGCUUACAGUUACACAGGCUUUAUGAAAUUGGACUUAAGGAGUGAUUGUACCCAAGACCUUAAAACACUUCUAAGAAAUAAUCAUGUGGUUGCAAUGUAGAUCUUCUCGUCUGUAGUAACUCAAUUUCUGCCAUAGUAUGAUGGUGAGUGAAGUCGUAAUUUAAGACCCAAUCUCAUUGUUUUGAAUCUCUAUUUUAUACACAGAGGAUUUCUAUGAAAUGAAUCAUGCACAGUUAUGCAUGUUUUUAAAAGAGAGGUUUUGGUGAUAAAUUAUAUUAGUUACCAUUUUUUUUUCUGCUGCAAGUUUUUGUGGGAUUCAUUGGAAAACCGUGAGAUUGGUACUAGUUUGUCCUUUUGAAUUUAGAAUGUGGUACCUUUAGUGCCCAUAACCAACGGUAGAUCUUUUAGAUUGAAAACUCUGUUGUGUAGAUGAAAAAAUUUGAUGCCCCCUGGUCCCAGUUUUUGUCCUUUAAAAUGCAACUUUCCUGUUGUUCACCCAACUUGAAUGUAUAUCAUUGAACCGUAUGAUUGUGUGAAUUUGAUCACCUGUAGAGACAUAUUGAUGUUUGUAUUUAUUUCACUUUUUGCCAAGAACACAGUAUAUAAUGGACAUUAUAAAUCUUUGGUAUUGUUACUUAGAGGUCCAAAAUUUAUUUGUGAAUUUCUGUAUUUUUGGUGACACUUUUGAGAAAAAGAAAGUAUAUAUUAUUUAGGUGUUUAAAAAAAGUUGUGUUCUUGCCUUUGUUGUAAAGAAAAAACUAUUUUGUUAGAUGUACACACAUGUACAAAAUGGUACAUUACUAUUAACUUCUAAUGGAUUGUUAUAGAGAGGGUUCCAUUUGAGUUCAUAACAGCAUUACUGAUUGGUCAAAAGGUGUCAAAUGAAACUUACACAUUACUAAUAACUAACCAAUAAAAUGAGUUGUUGCAUACUUUUGAAUAUUGCGUAAGUUUUCGUCAACUCCUUUUGACCAGUUGUAUAUAAGAAAACAACUUGAAAACAAAUGAACCAAAGGUUUAGAAGGGUACAAGGAAUGCAAUUUCAUGGUAAAAAGUGUGUAGCUUAUUAAUAGGCAAAAUGACUGUAGAUUCUGAAAACUUUGUAGAUGUUUUGUUUCUUUUGUGUUGUUAUCUGUAAACGUGGAGGUGAGAUGAGCAAUAAAAAACCGAAUUAUUCAUCUAAGGUGAUACUCUAAAA